Molecule: messenger RNA, 2556 nt
Organism: Plasmodium knowlesi strain H
Lineage: Eukaryota; Apicomplexa; Aconoidasida; Haemosporida; Plasmodiidae
Product: conserved Plasmodium protein, unknown function
Exons: 12
Coding region: 1-2556 (851 amino acids)
Molecular function (GO): structural constituent of cytoskeleton
Source: RefSeq, a predicted model, not a curated record
AUGAACGUGGAGGAGAAAUACAAACUAUUUAAGGAAAAGUAUAAGGAGAUAAAAGAGCAAAAUGACAUCUUGAAGAAGGCCAUAGUGGAGUACAAAAAGGAUAUUAAGCAGCUGGAAAAAAAUAAUGAUGAACAAAAAGACAAAAUUAAACGCAUGGUGGAUGAGAAGAAGGACUUGUUGAAUAGCAACAGUCAGUUGUCCAGCAAGGUGGCGCAUCUGACGAGUUCUCUGGAGGAUAAAAAGAAGGGGAACUCCGGAUGGCGCAACUUAAUGCUGCUCCCAAAAAACUCACGUGAAAAUAUUCAAGAGUCCGUUGCAUUUGAGGAGCUCGAAAAUAAAAUCAAAGAAAAUGAGAUGCUACACAAAAAAGUGGAAGACCUACAGAAUGAGAAUAAAAAGAUAGAGAAGGAGCUAGACGUGUGUGAGACACUCCACAAGGACAAAUUGAAGGAAAAGGAAAAAACCAUUGACAGUCUUAACGAAAUUAUUACCAACUCCAAAAAAAGUGUGAUCAGGUUGGAACAGGAAAGAGAAGAAAUCAGACAACAGGUCGAAGAGGAAAAAGCAAAAUUUGCCCUUGUCAUAAAAAAAAAAAAUGAACAAAUAAAUAAAAUGGAGAAAAUAUACAAAGUCAUGAAGAGAAAAUGCUAUCCGAAGUAUAAAGUUAAUUUUAAUAAAAUCCCUCUUUCGGAGAAACCCGACCAUUAUGAUGGUUACCUGCAGCGCCAAAUCAACGAGCAGUGUAAAUUAUUCCAGAGGCACAUCUUAGAUGUAAUACAAAAGUUGCAAGAGUACCUCCUCAUCUGCAAGAAUACUUUUGCAUCUCAAGGAAAACAGUUAAUAGACUUUUGUGAAAAAUUGGAGAGAGAAAAAAGGGAUGACCAGUUAGACUAUUCUAGAGUUGCGGAUUUAAAGAUGAUUUCGCAAAAGGAAAUCAAUUCCAUGGAGGAAGUGAUAAAUCUGUUAGAGGAUCUCGGGACAUGGCUGCAUGGGAGCCAAGACAAGGCAUAUGUACAGGCUCUCCUACGUAACCUGUCCGCCACCGUAAAAAAGAUGUUCCUAAACGUGAGCAUCUAUUUGUGUGUCGAAGAAUUCCUUUUCCCAACGUACACGACAGCGAAAUCCUUUUCACUGAAAAAUGUCGUUCGGGAACUGAGGAGCUUGAAGAGACUUAUUCUCAAGACAAUCCACUUUUUUGCCUUCAUCCUGCUUGUAACUCCAUACGAAAAUGAAAAGAUAGUGGAAGAGCAUUUUAAAAAGAGAAAUGUCGUUAAGUGGGUCGACGAAAUUGCAGAAGAAAAAAGUGGAAAAAAAGAAGAGCAUUAUCAUGUGGAGGCAAAUUACGAAGACGUAGACACAAGUCUCCCAAGCAGCGAAGAAGAGACUGUGAAGAGUGAUAAAAUGCCAAAGUUAAGUGAAAUUAAUUUUAAAGAAUUUCUCGAAGAAAGAGAAAAAAACUCUCUCUCAACAUUUGAGCAUUUAAAAAAUUGUUCAGAAAAAAAUAAGAAAUUUGUUACCUACUUGGGAAAAAAAUUCCACGCCCUGUUAGAAGACUUUUGUCAUCGGCUAAAAUUUCUAAAGUCUUAUUUUUCUUUUCGUAUUUUUGAGAUGAAGGGAUCGGAUAUUCUGCAUGUAGACAACUCCAGGGUAAUGACAGAAAUGUUAGACGCAACGGAGUCGCUCAUUAAUUAUAUCGAAACGUUCGACGGUGUGGAAAAGCAGUCGCUACCUCUAAUUGCGUUCCUGUCUUACCAAAGAUUUAACACUCGAAUGACAUUCGAAGAGGAAAAAAAUUGCCUAAACAAAAUAAACGAAGCGUUCAGUCAAACUAGGCAUAUCCCCUACGGCUUGUUGGAAUGCAGCUUCGAGAACCUCCAAAUGUGCAAGAAGGACAAAGACCAACUGAAUAAGGCACUUUUGCGAAAAACAAAAUUAAUCAAAAAAUUGAAGAAGAAUAAUAACCAGACACUCGGCGAACUUAAAAACGUACUCCUGACCAACAAAGAACUGACCCUAAAAAACCAGUUCCUGACAAAUUCCCUGUCGCCAAAACGGGAAACCAUCAAUCAGGUGGAGGAAGACACAACUGAGGAGGAUAUCCAGAAAUAUGCAGAAAUGGUUUUUAACUUUGUCACGUGUAGUAACACAGAGAAGCCCAGAUUAACUGUUCACGAAAAACACCUCAUCGAAGCCUAUGUCUGUUCAUGCAUACGUAUAAAAAACUUACACAUGGAAAUACAGAAGCACGUGGAGGUUCUGGAAAGCCUGCAAAAUGGGUUCAGUGUUAAGGAGGGCGAAAUACAAAAACUGAACCUUCAAAUAGAGGCGUACAAGGAGGAAGAAAUGAAUAUUCACAAAAAAUACGAAGAGCAGAUGAAUACCCUGCACGAUUUAAUAGUCACCUUGGAAAAGCAAUUGUCCAAACUGAACUCUGAAAAAAACGUGAAGAACUUUUUCAUCCUUUGCUCCAUUUGUGGCACCAAAAACGGCAUCGGAACUAUUCUGAAAAAUCGAAAAUGCCUCAAGUGCAGCUCGAUAAUUAUUUUCCUCCAAUGA